This is a messenger RNA of Clupea harengus (Atlantic herring), 2543 nucleotides long. It is a transcript of the gene paox1, whose product is annotated as polyamine oxidase (exo-N4-amino) 1. Lineage: Eukaryota; Metazoa; Chordata; Actinopteri; Clupeiformes; Clupeidae. Gene Ontology annotation, molecular function: polyamine oxidase activity. Gene Ontology annotation, biological process: spermine catabolic process. The record is from RefSeq and is a predicted model, not a curated record.
UCUUGUGGUCAAAACAGGAAUGUCGUAUUGAGCUCUCUCGGACUUUAUACUUUAUACUUUUCCAGCAGAUUUUACCUUGAAAAUUGCGACCAUAUCAUAUAUGUCUCUAGGUCUGUGAUGCAUUUAAUUAUAGUAUAACUACUUGUUGUUUUUUGGUUUGUUUUCUGAAUUCUGAACAAUGAGGGUGGAGACUGGACGUGCGUGUACGUGAAGUGCGUCUUCUAUUUUAUCAGGAAGUGUUCGGAUUGCAUUUGCUUACGUACAUUUAGGGUUUCUCUUUCGAGAUGUUAGAAUAACAUAGCACUUUGUCGUGUUCAACAGUAGUUCAACAGCUCAACAGUUAUUCGGUAAUACGAUACAGAGAUAUAGCCUUGGUAAAUAUUGGUACUAAUACGUAGCAAUAGGGAUAGAUUAGAUUAUCAUUAUACAGUGAUGGAGACAAAUCUUAAAAUAUUGGUAUUGGGUGCCGGGCUUGCUGGAAUAGGCGCAGCUACCAAACUGUUAAGUCUGGGAUUCAAAGAUGUAACAAUAAUUGAGGCAUCUGGACUGGCUGGAGGGAGAAUAGCCAAGGAGUGUCUUGGCAAGUCCUGGGUAGAUACAGGAGCCCAGUACAUCCACGGAGCCUCAGAGGCGAACCCAGUGUUCUGUCUGAUGAGGCAGCAUGGCCUGUUGGGUGAUGUUGUGACUGAGGAGGGCACUGACCUCGUGUUCCACAGCAAGGGACGCAGAAUCAGCGGGGACUUAGCAGGUCGUGUGUAUGAGGCAGGGGAGGGCAUCAUCAGACAACCCCACAAGGGGAACCCUGGCAAAAACAUAGGUGAUUACUACGCUGAGAAAUCUCUGGAUCUAGCUAAGAGCUGGAAGAGUAGCAGCGAGGACAAAGACGAUGUCCUGAGUAUUCUGUCUCUGGUCGGGAAGAGCCUAAUGAUAGACAUUGGUGCACCAGCACUCAGCAGCGUAUCGCUUGACUCUUGGCAGUACUACACCAACAUGGGAGAGGACCUCGACAUUGGGGGGAAGAUGUUUAAUGUGACUGAAAAACUCUUGGUAGACUUCCCUAAAGAGCGCCUGCUGCUGAAUAGACCUGUGAUUAAAAUCAAUUGGAACGGCAGCUUCUGUGGAGAUGCUGGCCGUCUCUACCCUGUUUGCAUAGAGUGUGAAAAUGGAGAAAAGUUUCUUUGCGAUCAUGUGGUGGUUACUAUCUCACUUGGCUGUCUGAAAGCUGCACCAACAACCAUGUUCAACCCUCAGCUCCCAGAGGACAAGAGGGAGGCCCUAGACAAACUUGGUUUUGGCUGCGUCAACAAGAUCAUCCUGCAGUAUGAGGAGGCCUUCUGGGAGAGGGAUGCAGGAAGCAUCAGUCUGCUAUGGGAGGACGAGACCCCAGCGUCCUUAUCCACAGACGCCACCCAGUGGCAGAAGAAUAUACAGCUUUUCACUGUCAUGAGACCAAGAGAGAAGUUUGGUAAUGUUUUGAUUGGCUGGUGUUCGGGAAAUGUGGCACAGCAUGUUGAAACCAUGACAGAGGCUGAACUCUCAGCCGCCAUCACCAGUAACUUCAGGAAGUUCAUGGGCAACCCUAACAUUCCCUGUCCUAAGACGGUUUUAUGCACAAAAUGGCACGGUAAAGCAUUCAUUCGAGGAGCAUACGCCUAUAUCCCAGUUGGCGUGGAUGGUGUGAUCAUGGACACGUUGGCUCGUCCUCUGUCAAGCAUGAAAAGCUCCACUGAGGAUCUUCAAGUGCUCUUUGCCGGGGAGGCCACAAUGAAGAACCUCUAUGGGACCGUACAGGGAGCUCUGCUCUCUGGGCACAGGGAGGCUGACAGGAUCUCACAGCAUUAUGGAAGAACAGCCCCUUCAUCAACUCCAUGCUCUUCUUCUGCGGCAACAUAACGGCUCUCAUGUCACAGUGGUCUAGGCCGAGGGACUGCAUGAGAGGAAAGAUUUGCCCUUUUUGUUUGGCUGUAUAUUUUUUCUAUGCAUUUGAUCCUAGCAAAAGAUUGUUGAUAUUUUACUCAACCACCAAUCAAAUACACCUCUGCCUUUAGUGCUCCUGAAGCAACAUUGUUGAUUCGCUGGAAUAGUGUAUUGUUCAAUCUUAGCCACCUUGCUUCUUUCCAUUUAUAAAAGGAACAACUGAGCUUUUUUUUUUGCCGAAUGCACACAUAGAAUGGACUGUGCCUUUAGUGUGGAAUUAAUGUGUUCAAUUCAAUUGUGUUACAUUUGUGGAGCAGGUUACAUACUAAUCAAAAAAUCAUCACUGUUUAUUAGUUUUUUUUUAUCAGAUGAUUUUGUUUUUUAAACAAACUGUCAAAAAGUGUCCUUUCAGGUUGUAUUGUCAAAACAUUCAGAUCAAUGUUAAGUCUAUGACAAGGCUACCCAUACCACAAUAACUAUCUCUGGCUCACUGACAGUGUUGAAGAGCAUGCAUAGGCUAAUCUUAUCAUUGUUUUCAACUGAUUAUGACAUGAUUGUAAUAAAUCGAUUUUUUUAAAUCGAUCCUUCAAGUAAAUUCUGAAUGAUUAAACAUAGAUGCUGUCAUA